Molecule: messenger RNA, 2348 nt
Organism: Cynoglossus semilaevis (tongue sole)
Lineage: Eukaryota; Metazoa; Chordata; Actinopteri; Pleuronectiformes; Cynoglossidae
Gene: emc3
Product: ER membrane protein complex subunit 3
Exons: 9
Coding region: 774-1559 (261 amino acids)
Biological process (GO): protein folding in endoplasmic reticulum
Cellular component (GO): EMC complex; membrane
Source: RefSeq, a predicted model, not a curated record
CUUUAUUAAAAAAUAAUGACGGCUUUGGUGAAUGAUUUAAGACAUAAAACGACCCACUUUAUAAAACAGCUCUGCUGAAAACACAGUGAAGCAUUGACUGCUGCUCCGUUAGCAUCGCCGUCGUAGCCGCAGCACAGGCUCUUUGGCAAUGUCAAUGCUAAGUCAGCGUUUCUACCGUUGUUCUCCGUUCUUUUAAAAAACAUUAUUUAUUAUAAUUAUUGUUCUGUACGUUAAGUUUUCUAAACACUCUCUUAAGAUUUACCUCCGUCCACUGGGGCAUGUCUAAUGAACGCAACUUCCUGUAUGAAUCUUUGGCUUAAUCGCAUAGUCUAUAUGUAUAUCGUUAUUUUCUUGGUAAACAUUCUUCUUAAACGAACCGUAGAUAAGCUUUCAUUGUGGCUUUUUGCAGUGUUGCUGCUGAGGUUUGUUCACGUUAUCAUGCUGUAUUAAUUUCAGAUUUUUUUCCCUCCUUGUAGUGAUAGUUUGUUUUGCCUCAGAUAUGCUGAGGCAUAUCUAUUCACACCAGGCAGAUGAAUGGUAGAUGGGAGGAGGAAGGUCCACCUCAAGGCUGUUAGUUGCAACUUGGAUGAUAAGACAGCAUGACCAAAACAAGUGCAGUUAUUAACCCCUCACCCACCCUCUUAAAUACAGAUAAACAGGCAUUUACCAAAGCAGACUAGGAGGUGGUAAAUGAACCCUGGUGGCGGUGAAGGAACUGGUACAAAAAAUGAACAGAUACCCAGUGUAGGUAGGAGUUCAACCUACCAGGCUGAAUGGCAGAGCCUGAGCUUCUACUGGACUCCAACAUCCGACUCUGGGUGGUCCUGCCCAUUGUCUUCAUCACAUUUUUUGUCGGGGUGAUACGACAUUAUGUCUCCAUUCUCCUACAGAGUGACAAGAAGCUGACGCUAGAGCAGGUUUCUGACAGCCAAGUUCUAAUCCGGAGUAGAAUACUCAGAGAAAAUGGAAAAUACAUUCCCAAACAGUCCUUUUUGAUGAGAAAGUUCUACUUCAACAAUCAAGAAGAUGGAUUUUUUAAGAAGACCAAGAGGAAGGUUGUUCCACCAUCUCCAAUGACAGAUCCCAGCAUGCUGACAGACAUGAUGAAGGGCAACGUCACGAACGUGCUUCCCAUGAUCCUCAUCGGAGGGUGGAUUAAUUGGACCUUCUCAGGAUUUGUUACAACUAAGGUUCCUUUCCCACUUACCCUGCGCUUCAAGCCUAUGUUGCAGCAAGGAAUAGAGCUUCUGUCACUGGAUGCAUCUUGGGUGAGUUCAGCGUCAUGGUAUUUCCUAAACGUCUUUGGACUUCGAAGCAUGUACUCCCUAAUUCUUGGCCAAGAUAAUGGUGCAGACCAGUCAAGGAUUAUGCAGGAGCAGAUGAGUGGUGCUGCCAUGGCCAUGCCUGCAGAUACAAACAAAGCUUUCAAGGCUGAAUGGGAGGUUUUGGAACUAACUGACCACCAGUGGGCGCUGGAGAGUGUGGAGGAAGAUCUGAUGAGCAGGGAGCUGGACUUUGACGGAAUGUUCAGCAAAGAACUGCCAAGUGGCAUCUUCUGAUGUCCAGCCACAGCUACUUGAAGCCUUGGAUUUAUAAUUGAAUCAUUGCAAAAGUGGAACAACUCCCACCCCUUCUUGUCAUGCCAAGUUUACAUUCACUUACGGUCCACGUCCUUUCACACUAAUUCAUUCCUGUCCAUGAAACGUAUUACGACGGUUCCUCGACUGUUCCCUGUCCACAACAAGCAUUGCCUUUUUUCACCUUUGAAAAAAUGUAUUUUUCCUGAGCCUCUAAUAUUGUACGGACUUAUAUUUCCUGCUAAUUUAGCUACUGAAUGCUUCCAUUAAUAGGUUAGGAAUAAACCACUCUUCUUUUUUUUUUUUUUUUGACAGUUUUGUUUAAACUGUCAACAACGCCAUUAAACUGGUCAGUGACAUUUAUUGAAGCAAAGCUUUAACUUUAGGUUUAAGUUAAGAUUGACUUAGUGUUGGCAGAGAAAUGUUCUUUGUGACUUUAUUUUGUUUGCAGUUUAUUUUGUAAUUAAGUAACUAAAACAUUUUGUACAGUAUAAAAGCUGUUUCAAUUGAGUACCUGACUUGACCGAAACCUUUCCUUUUUUCUCUGUGAACAUCUCGCAGAAUUGUACGUCUUGAUUGUCUGCAAUAUUAAGGCAAUGGAUUUGAACUACAAUUUUGUUGGCGUGAUAGUACAAGCCUAAGCACAUACCAAUAAAUAAGGCCACAUGGGGGAAGAGAGGUUUUAUUAGUUUAAAAAAAAACAUUUUAGUUUAUGAUUGAAUUUUUAUAUACUUCUGUUUGUAUAGCAAUAAAAUAAACGAUACUUGAAUU